This is a messenger RNA of Spinacia oleracea (spinach), 3323 nucleotides long. RefSeq lists its product as uncharacterized. The coding region runs from base 56 to 1375 and encodes 439 amino acids. Gene Ontology annotation, molecular function: protein binding. The record is from RefSeq and is a predicted model, not a curated record. Lineage: Eukaryota; Viridiplantae; Streptophyta; Magnoliopsida; Caryophyllales; Amaranthaceae. The transcript is spliced from 2 exons.
GUUUUUCAAAUCAAUUGCUACGUCAAUUUCCUCCGCUGGAUUUCCGAACCCCGCCAUGGAAAACUGUUCAUCAGCAACAACAAUUGAAGAUCUUGUCGACAAGUUAUUGAUUGAGAUUUUUGUUCGCCUUCCCUGUUAUGAAUCUGUAAUUACCUCCAAAUUUGUAUCUAAACGUUGGUUAUCUCUGCUAUCAAACCCUAAGUUUGUGAUUCAAUUCCUCAAUCACAAGAACAAUCUGCGGAAAAAACUCCCUUUACAGCAGCAACAGCUUCCAUGGAGCUUUCUGUGCACAACGCAACUGAAAACCAUAACCAAUGAUGAUGAAUCCCCAAAUCAUAAGGUAUUCAACUCUCCUAAAUUCUCCCUGAAUUUCCUUCCUUUUCAAUUUAAAGUUGUUUCGACAUUCAAGGACUUGGUGUUAGUGUUAUGCUUGAGAGAAGAUGGUAUUAAUAAUAAUCAUAGUCAUAAUUACAUAAUAUGUAACCCAUUUACAAAGCAAUGGGUUGUUCUUCCCCCAACUCCAUCCCCAAUUAAUCACGCCCUUUCCUGGGCUGCUUUGAUUUGUGAAGAUCCUAAUUAUAAUGAAGUUGAAGAACGCAUCGAUUACAGGUUUAGGGUUGUGGUACUUCAUCCUAAACCUAAUAUUCUCUACACCAAAGAAGACGACCCUUUCAGCAUUCUAAACUUGAUGGUUUUCUGUUCUGAGGAUUAUCAAUGGAAAAAUGCCAAUCUUAGAAUUCCAUUGACUCUGCGUAAAUGCAGUUGCAGUUGCAGUUUUAGUUGUUGUGGUUACACUGAGCGUUUGCAUUUUGAAGGUGUGGUUUGUAAAGGAAUGGUUUGUCUUUGCCAUAAUCUGUAUUUUGGGAUGUUUGAUCCAUUCAAGGUUACUACUACUCCUACUACAAUUGAAGCCAUACUUCUACCAUUACCAGAUUCACGAGGAAGACUGCUUGAAUGUGGAGGGAGAUUGAUUUCAGUCUAUGACAAAUCUAAACCGAUUUAUAGUGAUGAUAAUAAAAAGGGCAUGGUUGUGACAAUUCAUUACAUUGAGCUUGAUCUCAAUCAAUUUAUUGAGAAUACUAAUAAUGAUCUGUUGUUACCAGGUUUGUGGAAGGGGAUCAGAAAUAGGUGUGUUGAUAAUUCUGGAUCAAUUUCAGUAAUGGGUAGAACUCGUAGGAUCGGAUUACACCCUUGCAAUACGCAAUUGUUUUAUAUGUCAACUGGUGGGAAUAAGAAUAAGUUGGUUUUGUGUGAUAAAAGGUCAUCUUGUGUGAAGAUUUUAGGCGAAUUGCAUCCAGAUUGUUUAGAUUCUUCCAAGAUAAUUGAGCUUCAAUACUGGCCUACGCCUGUUCCGGUUCCUACAUUCCCCAGAUGACUAUGUUGUUUAUCACAUUUGCUGGUACUGCUUUAGUACUGCACAAUGGUAGUAUUGUUAUUGUGUUUCCAACUGUUAUUGUUGCUCUGCCAGCAUAAGUAUGUACAUGUUAACCACAUCAGUAUUUCACUUAAAAAGCUCGUUUGGUAGCCGGACAUAAAUGGUGUCAAUGGAAAUGAAUUUGUAAGGAAAAUCAAUAUCCAUUCUCGUGGUAAAUGUUAGUUCACUUGAAAUCAAUGUUUUUUCUUCAUAAAUUUCCAUGGACUUAUGAUGUGUUUCUUGCCAAAUAACACUUAGUUUUAUUCUCAUUCUCACCCUUUAUUAUCGACUAGACAACUACCAAACGGGGCCGUAAGGGUUUCACUGAAAUCACAUAGACAAAAUUUCAAUAACAAGUUCUUUGAGUCACUUAUGGUUUAACUGUUUAAGGAUUCCGAUAACUGGUCAUGUUGAGACUUGAGCGUAGGCCUUUUAUGGGUUAGGUUUGUUAGGGAAUGAUUUGUGUUUGCCAUAAUAGAUAUUCCGGGAUGUUAAUUCGAUCCAUUUCUAUGUUAAUCAAUCCUAAUCAAUAUCAAACCUAAUCAAUUCCGGGAAUUAAUCCAGUUGGUAAAUUCCGGGAUGUUAAUCAAUUCAGUUGGUAAAAUUUUAAUUUAGGAGUAACGUUACUCCUAAAUUAAAAUUUUAGAAUGUGGAGGGAGAUUGAUUUCAAUCAAACCAACCCCUAAUACUUUUUUGGGAUGUACUGUUUAAGGAUCAAAAGGGUAUUGUUGUACAACUUGUACUUAAUUAAAGCUUUUAUUCAUAAUGUCACUCCUGUUUUUGUUUUUGGUUCUUGCCAUUCAAUUUCUAUUACUUCAGAUUAGAAGAAAUCUGUUUAUAUAUUCAGAUUCUGUUUAUGGGUGGGUGGUUAUUAUUGACUUCUUUCUAUGUUUUCCAACUGUUAUUGUUGAUCAUACUCCUAUGUGUUUUACAAAAUCUAUCUUGCACUGGUACAUAGGCACAUUUCGAGGUGUGUUGUUCAAUAGAAUGUAGAAUGGUGGUUAUAACAAUAUUUUAGUUGUGUUAUUUGAAUCAUCUAGAGUAGAGUUUGUUAAUCAAUGCAAUGGCAAAGAAGAAAACACGAGACCAAUAACAUACCUACUUCAUCCCACAUUUUUAAUCUUAGCUGGUUGUAUGUUACAUCUAGUCUAGCAAAAAAUGUCGAAGUUCAGCCACAUAAACUGAACCAUUCUGACCUAAUUUUAUGUUUUUUAGAACAUCAUAAUCCAAAACCAAAAAUCUUUGAUGCUGCAGAACAUAAUUCAAGAGAAACAUCUGAGAAAAAUUAGCAAAAAAGCCUCCUUUUCUUUACUGUAAAAGUGACUGACUCACUGGUAUUGACAAUAUACAUUCUACUAACUACGGAGUACUCCGUAAAUAAUACGGAGUACGAAGUAAGAGUACAUUUUCAUACUCCGUAGCAUCAGAGACUGAGAGGCAAGGUAUUGCAGAUUUGCAGCAAUCAUACUCUUAAAGAUGGCCGUGGGCCUGGCCGACAUGAGGCCCGACCUGACCCGACACAAAAGCAUAGCCCGGAACGAAGUCAUGGGCCGUGGAUCGGGCCUGAAUUGCAUAUUUUUUGGGGAAAAGCACGAGAAGGCACAUCACGAUUUGACUAGACCCGACAAAGCACAUUGACUUUAGUAAAAUUAGGCUUAGGUCAGCCUGAUCCAGGCCGACUUGAGGGCCCCUGGGCCUGGGACGGGCCUUAUAUAGAGUGUGUUUAGUGUGGACUUGGCCCGUUUAGGCCUACGGCCCAUGGGAUCGACUGAAGCCCGGCCCACAACCAUCUUUAUAUACUCUCUAUCUGGUGAGUAAAUUCAAAAAUUUGAUAUGAAUCAAACUUUGUUAGUAGUACUUCUUAAUUACUCCGUACUAUUUUAUUUUUUAAUAGAGUUGAAUUCACGUA